AUGAGAAGAAGCCCGUCCAGAUCGAAUAAUAACUUUGCAGUACCGAAUUGCUCAACUAAUUCUAACUCUAGUCAGCAACAAUUAACUACACCUUCAGAUGACCUCAACAGUAACGAACCUAAUGACCCCGAUGAUAGUAGGUCUCUACCUACUAUCAAGAAAUUCAAUAAUAAACAUUCUAUAAACAAUUACAAUAACACUUUAGCAUCAGCUGCAAAAAACAAUAACAAUAAACGGGCAAGCAAUGAUAAUAUGCCUGUUUCCGGCGAAAAUGCUCAUAAACAGAAAAUAUACACCAAAGAUGAGAACUUAAAGAGCUUGUACUUAGAUAUCGAUGUUUCAGUGGCUGAGGCCCUGUCUUCAUCAACAGCAGCUCCGAAAUUGAUCAAUACCGCAAGAACAUCCUCUACCACCACUGCCACUACUUCAAAUAACAUCUUGACAUCCCCCUCUUAUCGUGAGUCAAAUUAUUCUUCCCCAUCCUCAUAUUCGUUUUCUUCUUACUACUCGUCCGCUACAUCUGCUUCUUCGUCAACAUCCUCAUUUUUGAAAUCGUCGGGGCUGUCAUCCAGAGUUAAAUCACCACCGUCUUCCGCAAGAGCAGGUUCUUUCGGUAUUCCUUCGUCUCCAACGUCUGGGGUACCUAAUACUAAAAGUGGCAAGAAACCUAUAUUUUUGAGACGAUAUUCUCAUGAUACCUCUUCAAGCGAAGGUCUUGAUAUCGACAUUGCCAUUGAAAAACUCAUCCAGGCGGGUGAAUCAAGAGACAUUACGAAGAAUCCCAAGAAAAGGAGCUUUCCGUUCCAUUCUUGGGAAAUUCAACUUAUUUGUUAUCGUGCAAGAGAAAUAUUUUUGAAUCAACCUACUUUAUUACGGUUGCAAGCGCCUAUUAAAAUUGUUGGUGACGUUCAUGGACAAUUCAAUGACCUCUUGAGGAUUUUGAAAUUGUCUGGUGUGCCAUCUGAGACUAACUACUUGUUUUUGGGUGAUUAUGUUGACCGUGGUAAAAAUUCAUUGGAAACCAUACUAUUGUUACUAUGCUAUAAGAUUAAGUAUAGGGACAAUUUCUUUAUGCUGAGGGGAAACCAUGAAUCUGCUAAUGUUACAAAGAUGUACGGUUUUUAUGAUGAAUGUAAAAGGCGAUUGAGUUCAAAAGUAUGGAAAAUGUUCGUCGAUGUAUUCAACACUUUGCCAUUAGCUGCUAUUAUUCAAGAUAAGAUCUUUUGCGUCCAUGGAGGUAUUUCGCCUGAUUUACACAAUAUGAAACAGGUCGAGAAAAUUGCAAGACCAACGGAUAUUCCGGAAAGCGGAUUAGUUACCGAUCUAUUGUGGAGUGAUCCAGAUCCUCAGGUCCCUGAUUGGUCGGAAAAUGACCGUGGUGUUUCAUACACAUUUUCAAAAAGAAAUGUCCUUGAUUUCUGUGCAAAAUUUAAGUUUGAUUUAAUAAUCAGGGGGCAUAUGGUCGUGGAGGAUGGCUAUGAGUUUUUUGCCAGAAAAAAACUUGUCACAAUCUUCUCAGCACCCAAUUACUGUGGGGAAUUUCAAAACUGGGGAGCAGUGAUGAGCGUCACGACAGGUAUGAUGUGUAGCUUUGAACUGUUAAAGCCGCGCGCACUAAAGAAUAAAAAAAAUUUAAAUAAAAAGAGAGCGUAA
Saccharomyces kudriavzevii IFO 1802 is the source of this 1653-nucleotide messenger RNA. RefSeq names its product protein-serine/threonine phosphatase (gene PPQ1). The transcript has a single exon. Gene Ontology annotation, molecular function: protein serine/threonine phosphatase activity. Bases 1 to 1653 code for a protein of 550 amino acids. Gene Ontology annotation, cellular component: nucleus; cytoplasm. The record is from RefSeq and is a predicted model, not a curated record. Lineage: Eukaryota; Fungi; Ascomycota; Saccharomycetes; Saccharomycetales; Saccharomycetaceae.